Molecule: messenger RNA, 1581 nt
Organism: Eublepharis macularius
Lineage: Eukaryota; Metazoa; Chordata; Lepidosauria; Squamata; Eublepharidae
Gene: DCT
Product: dopachrome tautomerase
Exons: 8
Coding region: 1-1581 (526 amino acids)
Biological process (GO): positive regulation of neuroblast proliferation; ventricular zone neuroblast division; developmental pigmentation
Cellular component (GO): melanosome
Molecular function (GO): oxidoreductase activity; dopachrome isomerase activity
Source: RefSeq, a predicted model, not a curated record
AUGGUUUUCUUGUCACAGUGGAGAAGGCUGCUCUGUUGGGCAGUGUUAGGAUGCUGGAGCCUGUGGUGGCCUCGAGAGGCCACGGCACAAUUCCCACGGGCGUGUAUGACCGUGGAGGCCUUGAAGGCGAAGCAAUGCUGCCCACCUUGGGGGCCUAAUCCAAACAACACGUGCGGUUGGCAGCAAGGCAGGGGGGUCUGUGGAGAAGUGCAAGUGGACACCAGACCCUGGGGAGGCCCCUACACACUCCGCAAUGUGGACGACCGGGAACGGUGGCCCCUGAAGUUCUUCAACAGAAGUUGCCACUGCUCAGGAAACUUUGCUGGAUACAACUGCGGAGAUUGCAAAUUUGGCUGGGCUGGCCCCAACUGUGAUCUGAAAAGGCCUUUGGUUGUCCGGAAAAAUAUCCAUGCUUUGAGUGAAGAAGAACGAGAACAGUUCUUGGAUGCUCUAGACCGUGCAAAGACAACUGUCCACCCUGACUAUGUGAUUGCUACCCAGCACUGGCUGAGCCUGCUUGGCCCUAGCGGAAAUGACCCACAAGUUGUAAACUGCAGCAUAUAUGACUUAUUCGUGUGGCUUCAUUAUUACUCAGUCAGAGACACCCUCUUAGGACCUGGCCGCCCCUUCACCGCAAUAGACUUCUCACACCAAGGACCCGCCUUUGUUUCUUGGCACCGGUAUCACUUGCUGCUGCUGGAAAGAGAUAUGCAGCGGAUGCUUGGCAAUGACUCCUUUGCGUUGCCAUACUGGAAUUUUUCAACAGGGAGAAACGAGUGUGACGUUUGUACUGAUCGACUUCUUGGAGCAUCAAGACCAGAAGAUCCAAAUCUAAUCAGUCAGAAUUCAAGAUUUUCACGUUGGGAAAUAAUAUGCAAUAGUUUGGAUGAUUAUAACCGUCUGGUUACACUCUGUAAUGGAUCCAACGAAGGUCCCCUGCAGAGGAACCCAUUCAGCAGAAGUGGUGAUCGGCUGCCAACCAUGGAAGAUGUUCGCAACUGCCUCUCGCUUCCAGACUUUGACCAGCCUCCUUUCUUUCGGAAUUCUACUUUUAGCUUCCGGAAUGCUUUGGAAGGGUAUGAUAAACCAGAUGGGACUUUGAACGUUCCAGUAGUGAGUCUCCACAAUUUAGUUCAUGCUGUCUUGAAUGGCACCAGUGCAUUCCCUCACGCUGCAGCGAAUGAUCCUAUCUUUGUGGUGCUCCAUUCCUUUACGGAUGCCAUUUUCGAUGAGUGGAUGAAACGAUUUCACCCCUCUGACAGCGCGUGGCCUCAGGAGAUGGCACCGAUUGGCCACAACAGAAUGUACAACAUGGUUCCUUAUUUCCCCCCCGUGACCAACGAAGAACUGUUUCUGCCUGCAGAACAACUCGGCUACCGCUAUGCCAUCGAGCUGCCAGAACCAUUGCAAGAGGCUAGCGCUUGGGGUCUUAUGGUUGGAUCCACCAUUGGAGGCGCCCUGAUCGCUCUGCUUGUACUGGUUGCUCUGCUUGUCGUCUUCCAGCACAGGAAAUACAGGAAAGGAUUUGAGCCCCUGAUGAAUGCCAGGUUCAACACGAAGAAAUACACUGAAGAGGCCUGA